Gigantopelta aegis is the source of this 5836-nucleotide messenger RNA. RefSeq names its product calcium/calmodulin-dependent 3',5'-cyclic nucleotide phosphodiesterase 1A-like. Bases 1561 to 3822 code for a protein of 753 amino acids. Lineage: Eukaryota; Metazoa; Mollusca; Gastropoda; Neomphalida; Peltospiridae. Gene Ontology annotation, molecular function: 3',5'-cyclic-AMP phosphodiesterase activity. Gene Ontology annotation, biological process: signal transduction. The record is from RefSeq and is a predicted model, not a curated record. The transcript is spliced from 17 exons.
AGGUGUAAAUACAACUCUGUAUACUUUUUGAUUCCAACUUUUGGUGUUUUCUACCUGUGCUGAUUGACAGGGAUAUAGGUGGUAAAAAAAACCAAUUGCUAAAAAAGAAGUGAACUAAUGAAUAAGAAACAAAUUAACGAAGAACAAGUGAACUAAUGAAGAACUAAAAACCCACAAAACUGUUCAUAUUAUAUUGUGAAAAAUAACCGUGGGUAGUUUCUUUUUAACCUUUAAGUGAACAAGAAGAAUUCCAGUAAAAAUAUGAAGUUGGAAAAUACUGUGUGUGGACUACAGUUCUAGAAAAAAUCCUAUUGCUGUAUAUACGAAGCAUGUGAAAAGUAACCAAGACGGAGUUUUCUUUCAUUUUAACUGAUCAACAUAAAUUCCAGUUCACACCAACAGUGAAUGAAGAAGUACGUAUAUUUAUAGACUGAAGAAAUUUGUGGGGGGUUUCUUCUUAAUGUUCUUACUGACAAGAACUGCAGUAAAAACCAAUAGGGUAGUGUGAGAGAGAGACCUGUGUGUUUUGUAGAUACUAUGAUAAGUACCUGUUGCUGGUGACUAGAAAGACAAGAGGAAUAUUCAAAUGCUGUAUCUGGCUGAAAGAAGGAAACUGCGUGUUGUAAAUAAUGGAAGCUGCUAAUUAGGAUACAUGUAGGUAUAAACGAGAGGACGUGUUCAUUAUUUUCCUUUCUGCAAGGCCCGGCUAGCCGCUUACAUUGUAACAAGCCAUUUGUGAUCACUUGGAGGUGGUGUGCCCGAUUACAAAAUUUCUCAUUACCCAGGAAGCAGACGGCAGUGCAAAUUGCAAUCCAUCACUUGUUUGCAGUGAGAAAUUGUGGAGAGCAAAAUUCCCAGAAUUCCCCCGGAAUUAUAGAUAUAGGAAGUAACUUGUAGCUAAUACAGUAUUUUUAUCUUGGUGUUUAUAAAAAAUCUUAGUUCUACAGGCUUAAUAUUGGGAGACUGGUGUUUUUUUCCCACAAAAUGUAAAUCUUUGAUCCGUCUGUGAUUUCAGCUUGUAUGAAUUGAUUGUGGUUCUCACAGCUGUGCCAGUAUCACUGCUCCCAUCUGAGGUGAACAGGUUUUCUCUAUGCCAUGUGGAAAGUAAUCACGUUAUUUAAAGGAACCUCUGUAUUACUUGUGUGUCCUUAGAUUCUGUUGUAGUAGCUUGAAAUACCACUACCAAGAGUACUACAAAUAUCUUCACACACGCACACACAUAAAGAGUUAAAGAUGCACCAUCCAUAUUGCUUAUUCAGAAAAAAUAUUUGGUUUUAAAGUGACGUUCACAGUUUUGUACCUAAAAUAAAAAAAUUCAUAUCUAUACAUAUAUCCCUGCUCACCGAAGAGCCACGGAGUUAUGUUUUCCUGAAGUUUUGUGCGUGUUAUAGUGAGUGUGUUUCACCUGAUUUUGUUUGGCGGUUGUAGGCCAACAAUCAGUUCCAUGAAACCGUUACAUAAGUGUGGUGUCGGUUCCUGGUUAUUCCUCAUUCACACGUUCCAUGUUGGAUAUACCUAGGCUAGACAUUCACCUGUGGAUUUACUGACCCUGUCAACAACAUGUCUGACAUGGAACUCAAACCCAGGCCGGACAGGCCGCGUAUUUACAUGUCUAGUAAAACACACAAGGUUGUCGUCGUCUUUCCAAACGGAGAAGUCGUUGAAGUUGCCAACCCACCAGAAAAGGCCAAAGAUGACAGCAAUGUUGCAUCAUCUACAUCAAGAAAUGGCCAGCUAUCUCGUACGGGUUCUCUCACCGUCCUGCGGCGCACCAACUCGAAGAAGACAGGCAGCAGCAGUAGCCGAGCAUCCAGCGUCUCCAUCGACAGUGUCGACUCCUACGCCAGCGGCGAUCUCGGUGUUGACAAACUGCCCCCCAUUGACACACCUGAGGCGUCACAUUGCUGCUCUGUCAGGUUACGGCAAAUUCUGCGGAGGAUAGAAAAAGAAGAAAUUUCUAAAGAAGAUAUGAAAAACAAUCUAGAAUAUGCGGCGUCCCUCUUAGAAAAUCUGUACAUAGAUGAAACGAGGCGGCUCUGUGAUGAAGACGAUGAGUUGAGCGAAGUCGAACCAGAUGCCGUCCCCAGCGAGGUCAGGGAUUGGCUAGCCUUGACCUUUACAAGGUCGAUGAGCAACAUGAAACGGAAGGGAGAAGACAAGCCUAAGUUCCGAAGUGUUGCUCAUGCAAUCCGAGCAGGAAUUAUGGUAGACAGGAUCUACCGAAGAUUAUCGAGUUCAACAGGAAUUCAUGUACCUCCUCAUGUUUUGAUGUUGUUAAAAAAUCUAGAUGACUGGUCUUUCGAUGUGUUUUCAGUGAACGAAGCAUCUGAUGGACAUGCACUGAAAUUUGUGGGCUACGAACUCUUACAAAAGUAUGGCAUUGUAACAAAAUUCAAAAUCAACUCCACGGUGUUGGAGAGUUUUCUGUUCGCCAUAGAGACGGGCUACAGCAAGUAUAAAAACCCAUACCACAAUCUGUGCCACGGCGCUGAUGUUGCACAAACAGUUCACUUUGUGCUGUCACAGAGCAAGCUGGCGCAUUGGUUGACUGACCUUGAGGUGUUUGCAACCAUUGUGGCAGCUUUGAUACACGACUAUGAACACACAGGAACCACAAAUAACUUCCAUAUUAAUACAGGGUCUGAUGUAGCUCUUCUGUACAAUGACCGUGCAGUGCUGGAGAACCACCACCUGAGUUCCGCGUUCAGACUGAUGAAGGAGGAAGAGUAUGGAAUCCUAUCCAACCUCAGUAAAGAAGAGUACCGAGAUUUCCGGUCACUGGUUAUAGACAUGGUGCUUGCGACUGACAUGUCUUUUCACUUUCAACAAAUAAAGAACAUGAAGAAUCUACUUAGUAUGCCUGAAAAUAUUGAUAAAUCAAAAGCAGUGUCAUUAGUGUUGCACUGUGCUGACAUCAGCCAUCCAGCCAAGGACUGGGAUCUGCAUAAACGCUGGACAGGCCAGCUCUUGGAGGAGUUUUUCAGACAGGGUGAUCGAGAACAAGAGCUGGGUCUGCCGUUUUCCCCUCUCUGUGAUAGGAAAAACACACUUGUGGCCGAGUCACAAAUAGGUUUCAUUGACUUCAUCGUUGACCCCAGCUUCCAAGUGAUGGGCGACAUGCUGGACAAGGUCCUCAGUCCACUGCACCAACAGGCGCAGGCGUCGCGCAACGUGGAGGACUCCAUCUCGGAGGAGGUGUUCGACGCGGAGACCGCCAGUCGGGACUCUAGCUCAUCAGGUACAAGAAGCCGUCCCCAUACACCAAAAACGCCUCCAGUAAACACUGCAAAACGAUUUGGCAAACAUAAGGGUGGCCCGUAUGAGCUACUGAGGCCGUGGGUUGAGUGUUUAGCAACAAACAAACAACAUUGGAAGGAAAAAGCAAUCAAAGAUGCAGAAGAGCGACAAACACUGGGAGGUGACCCGGAGAGAAAACUCAGUGACAUUGGCUCUGUGAAAUCUAACACUAGUGACGAUUCUAAACCACAGCCGAGAGAGCUCCCGCAGAGUAACGCAACUAUUGAACCUUCCCCAGAAAAAUCGAGACCCAUGCCUCAGCAGUUGUCAGGCAAAGUGCCGCAUGCUGAGAGCUCCUCCCGAGAUAGUAUCAGUAUUAAGCCAUUAGUGAAAGGAAUCAGCCGGAAGACUUCAACAACUGAUUUGUUUGUCACCAAUAGAUAUAAAAAUCAAAGCGAGGUUGGAGAUUCCUAUCCCCACACAAUCAGCGAGAUUGCGCAAUCGUCAACAGACGAAAGCUCAGCCUUUGAAGGCAAUGACGUCAUAAUGGAUAAAACAACCAAUGGAAACCAACUUUCUGGAUAAUGAUGUAUAAAUUAAUACGCUCCAGCAGGAACUUGUGGUUUUUCCCGACGUUUUCAACACCAGCCGAUUGUAGAUUCAACAGUUGAAUAAGUACUGAGUUUGACACAGAAAAAGCAAUUUAAAACAAAAACAAAAACACAACGUGUAUGAUUUUUAUAUAUUAUAUGCACUGGCGUAGCCAAGAUUUUUUAUUUUUGGGGAGGAGCAACCACAUUCUCUGAGUCUUGUUAUAACGUGGUGGGGGGAAAAAAGAAGAAAAGAGUUGUGAUUGGGGGCAUUGUCCCAUAUGCCCCCCCCCCCUUCCCGCCUGGAUACGCCACUGAAUGUAUGGCAACACGAAGUCAUGCAUGCUUAUAGCCAUUGAUAUCUUCAUAGAUAUAACUUCGACAAAAGCGAACGCCUGUGGACAUACCAUUCGAUGAAACAUUUUAUUUUAGGACAUUUUACACAUGUAUAGACCAAAUGACUGUAGGCAGGGGCGUAGCGUGAACUGGACCUGGGGGAGGUUCGAAUAUGAACCAAGUUGGACCUUUUCUAUUUUGUUUUUGCACCACCAGAAACUCCAUAUGUAUAAACCUGUAUGUUUUAGUUCUGAAAGCGGACCAUUUGCUUCAGCGGUGGUGUGUGGUGUGUGUUCGUCCGAACCCCCCCCCCCCGACCCCCCCCCCCCCCCCCUGCAGCCUACGCCCCUGUGUAGGGUUAUGAGUGAUGACCCAAAGGUUCUGUACAGAUUGUUUAAAAGAUACAUGUUUUAGUUUGUGUAGGAAUUACACUGUGAAAACGUCCACGCUAAUAACCUACAUGUACUUGUAUAUAAUAUAGCUCGAAAACAUAUUGAUAGAAAUUAUAGAGGCCCUAAUAACGUUGAUACUGUUAUAAUUAUUAAUAUAAAAUGUUAUAUAGCGCGAUUGUGAUUGCGCGAACUAUUACUAUUGUUGUUCGAAACAAAAUACACCACCCUCCUACCCCUCAACGCCCCCAAAGCCUGGUUUGGGCUCACCCAAUCUAGAGCAGUUUCAUCAUGAAAAGGGGAGCUAGGAGAUUUGAUGUUAGAUUAUUGAUAGUAUAUCCUGUGUUGGAAGCCGGGGUGGGGUGGGGUUGGGAGUGUUGGAUGGGGGUGGGGUGUGUGGGGGGUAGGUGGGUGGGUGGUGGGUCAGUGCCUCCCAAAUCUGAAACUGAAUGAUUAGGUCAGAGUAUAUUUGGCCCCCUAGUUCAGAGACAAUCUAAAUAUAAAUUUCAAUCAAUAUUGUUUCUUACUUCGACAUUUCACAAGAAUGUACCUCAUAAUAAUCCAUGCUGUUAGCUAGAAACUGUUUUAAUACGACCAGACUUGAUUACAAAAAUUCCAAAUGGUUUAAUGACCCGUUUUUUACCCCCACUCCAUUAUAUUCAACUGCCUAUUUAUUUAUUUAUUUAUUUAUUUAUUUAUUCUUUAAAAAAUAAAAAAGUCAUUAGGUAGUCCUUUUUACGGAUUAGUUCAUAUGCCCUUUUCCCCCUAGUCCCCCCCCCCACCAAGAAAUUCCUGGAUUCGCCCCUCCAAGUUUCAAAAACUGAUUGAUGAUUAGUUAGUAAUCUAAAUGGAUUGAAGGAAGGAAGAAAAUGGUUUAUUUAACAACGCACUCAAAACAUUUUAUUUACAGUUAUAUGGCGUCGGACAUAUGGUUAAGGACCACACAGAUAAUGAGAGAGGAAACCCGCUGUCGCCACUUCAUGGGCUACUCUUUUCGAUUAGUAGCAAGGGAUCUUUUAUAUGUACCAUAGACAGGAUAGUACAUACCACAGCCUUUGAUAUACCAGUGAUGCUAAAUGGAUUGAGUAUACGAAAUAAUGAAUUCUUAUCUAAUAUGAAACCCAUAGCAGCACGAGUCUUGGGUUACCAAUAGACAUCUGUGUAAAUUCUCAACAGAUGUUUAAAGGCAUAUUGUCACAGGCCACUGACCUAUUUAAUGGCCUAACAAAGUAUUACCUGAACAAAAGUAAUUUGAUUUGUCAAUAAAUGUACUUUAUUCAACCA